This is a messenger RNA of Geodia barretti, 465 nucleotides long. The record is from the annotation of a GenBank genome assembly. NCBI's taxonomy places the organism in Eukaryota, Metazoa, Porifera, Demospongiae, Tetractinellida, Geodiidae.
AUGAACUUGAACCGACGCGGCGGGGACCCUUACGGCGGAGCCGUCGGUUACUUCAGUUUCUCCGGCAGCGCGGAUACAGCGAUUACGAUCCGCACGCUUGUCGUCAAAGAUGGUAUCGCCUACGUCCAAGCGGGCGGUGGCAUCGUCGCAGACUCUGUGCCCGAAACGGAAUAUGAGGAAACGGUCAACAAGGCGCGGGCGGGGUUAAGAGCAAUUGAACUCGCACAGGCUGGAUUAGAAUCGCUGCAAGAGUACACGCGGAUGUUCAAUCUCUCCGAUGAGGAACUGAACUUAUGUAUCCUCGGUGUCGGUGAUGGUCCCGCCAGUUUUAACAGCGAGAUGAAUGCCUUGGGACAUACGGUUCUGUCAAUUGAUCCAAUCUACUCGUUUUCAAGAGCACAGAUCGAGGGGAGAAUUGAAGAGAACUACGAUACCCUUAUCUCUCAAGUGGAGCGGAAGCUCUGA